Silurus meridionalis is the source of this 2664-nucleotide messenger RNA. RefSeq names its product zinc transporter ZIP3-like. Gene Ontology annotation, molecular function: zinc ion transmembrane transporter activity. Gene Ontology annotation, cellular component: plasma membrane. The transcript has 2 exons. Gene Ontology annotation, biological process: zinc ion transmembrane transport. The coding region runs from base 559 to 1506 and encodes 315 amino acids. NCBI's taxonomy places the organism in Eukaryota, Metazoa, Chordata, Actinopteri, Siluriformes, Siluridae. The record is from RefSeq and is a predicted model, not a curated record.
AUCUUGGACAGUUUGCAUGAGGAACUCACACCGAAUCACUGAUCUACCGGAUCAAAGAGAACUGGUUUAUAAUCACCAUUCCGCCAAUCAGACUUGUGCCCUGCAGCAUAGGCUGUGCUCUAAACAACACUUUACACUACAGCUAGUGUGCCUAAGUAGGGCAUACGGCUUGCCCUAACACACAGGAAGUGCGCCUACAUAGGGAGCAGGGAGCUGUUUGACAUUCAGCCGCUCCACUGACUAGAACCCGGACAGGUGAUUUAUACAGACGGAAGUUAGCCGAGGAAAGGAGCAGGUAACCGAGGAAACGAUCACUAUUUAACAUUAUAAUCACUAACAAAUCAUUAUUUAUAAGUUGGUGAAUCACAUGUAAAUUCAUAUUCACCUUUUAUAGCGCUAUUAGCAUUAAAGCUAGCCUUUUUGAAAGUCAAACGUUAGCUAGUUAGAGGGUCAGGUUCUCAGUUUUAGCAUCGAUGCUAACCCCUGCAGGUAAACGCAAGGCCAUGCUGCUGCUGGUAUCCUGGUAGGCUGCUUCAGCGGGGAUUUAGCCUCCACAUCAUGGAGCUGUUUGUGGGUAAGAUCCUGUGCCUUAUAGGCAUGUUCGGUCUGAUGCUGGGAGCCAUUCUGAUCCCGGUCAGGGUGAUGCAGACAGACCUGGACAAGGCUGCGAGAUACAGGAGAGCUGUGGCCUUUACUAACUCUUUUGGAGGAGGUGUGUUUCUUGCCACCUGCUUCAACGCCCUUUUACCUGCUGUCAGGGACAAGGUGGAUCAGAUCCUCAAUGUGCUGAAGAUCAACACGGACUACCCUGUGGCCGAGACCAUGAUGAUACUUGGGUUUUUUCUCACCGUGUUUGUUGAGCAGGCUGUUCUGACCUUCAGGAAGGAGAAACCGCCCUUCAUCGACCUUGAGACGUUUAACGCAGGCGGCUCGGAGGCAGGCAGCGACUCCGAGUACGACACGCCUUUCAUCGCUCCUGCGCGUACCUCGCACCAUCACGCGCACCAUCACGCGCAUCACCACGGUCAUUUCAACCCUGCAGAACUGACCCGUGCAGGACCGCUGCGGCUCGCGAGCCUCGUCCUGGCUCUCUCUGCUCACUCGGUCUUUGAAGGCCUGGCCCUCGGGCUUCAGGAAGACGGCGCUAAAUUGGGAAGUCUUUUCCUCGGAGUAGCGAUCCACGAGACCCUCGCUGCCGUGGCUGUAGGGGUCAGCGUGGCUAAAGCAGGACUUCAGCUGCAGGAUGCUUGCAAGCUGGGGGUCACAGUCAGCCUCAUGAUCCCCAUCGGGAUUGGGUUGGGGAUGGGGAUCGAGAGCGCUCAGAACCUGGCAGGAAGUAUCGUCUCUGUGGUGCUCCAAGGCCUGGCAGCAGGCACCUUUCUUUUUAUUACAUUCUUUGAAAUUCUCUCUAGAGAGUUGGAGGACAAACAUGAUCGGCUCCUGAAGGUGCUUUUCCUCGUCUUAGGGUAUGGUGUGCUUGCAGGUCUAGUCUUCAUCAAGUGGUGAAGAUCUCAUUGUUCCUCAGAGCAAAUGAUCUCAUUAACCUUCCUCAUUACCCAAACCAAAAGAAAAGAGCUUCCUGAAUAUACUCUAAAAACUUACUAACUUAUUACUUCCAUUUCUUAAAUUUCUACACCUAUGAAAGCGCAGACUGGAGAGCGCAGACUUGAGCCCUCAGACUGGAGAGCGCAGACUGGAGAGAGCGCAGACUGUAGAGAGCGCAGACUUGAGCCCUCAGACUGGAGAGCGUGCAGACUGGAAAGCGCAGUCUUAAGCCCUCAGACUGGAGAGCGCAGACUGGAGCAGGAAUGUGUUUUUAUUGUGAUGUAUUAAUGUGGAUGAUGUUGGACAGCAGAUACUGUGUGAUUAUUGUUAGAGAUUUGAUGCUGGAGCACCUCCCAGUCCCUGUUUUACCCAUUUUAUAUACUCUAAAUAGAAUCAAGUACGGAAUCUCACUGCUCUCUCAUGAUCACUUUAUAAUAAACUCUUCAGCUAUCAGACUUCAUUAUAAUGUAUGAAAUAUUAGAAUAUUUAAAUAUGAGGGUCGUUUGGGGUGUAUUUAUUUGUGCCAGAUUGCUUUUAUUCCUUGAAUUUCCCUAUAAAAACAUGUCCAAGUUGAAGUAGUGUGUAGUUCUGCUUCUAUGAUGUUACAUCUAUAUUCUUUAAUAACAUGCUGCUGAGGAGUCCUGAAGGUUAACUCAAGGUUAAUUGAAAUAGAGAUUAAAGCCGUUUUUUUUUAAUUGAAGUUUUAUUUUAUUUUUAUUUUUUAUUUUAUGGUUGUGGAUUUGUAAAUGAAUCAGUUUUUUCUGACUCUGUAAUCUGACCUGCAGAUUAUAUGCUGUAUAAAUAUUUUAAUUCCUCCUGUUAAAUCUAAUGUUGUAUGGCGUGUAUUUAUAAAUCACUUCCUGGAGGGUGUUUGGAUGAAAUGCUUUCUGAAGGAAACGGGGUUUUAUACAGAACUGUUUAUGGUUUCAGCAGAACUUUGGACUGAAGACCUGCUGAAUGAUAUCAGUUUAAACGUUUACCUGGUGACUGUAAGAAACAUGUUACUGUACUGAUUUUCAAUUACGAAUAUUCCGUUUGACUAGAACAAUAACUGGUGUAAAAUAUCUACACAUGAAGUAUUUGUUAUAGAAAAAAUAUGAAUGUAUUUAAAGAACUCCA